UUAAUCAUUAAAAGCCCUAUAAAUUAAUUAAAUUUAUUUUGACGAUUAUUAUUAUUAUUGUUAAUUAUAUAAUAACAAUUAUUUUAAUAAAUAAUUCAAUUAACAAUCAAUCAACCUUGCUUAUGUAUUUAUUUAAAUAACUUAAGAUAACUCGUAUUAUACUUAUAUAUUUUAGCCAACAAUAAUGAUAAUACGAUUGGCAAUUAUAUGUUUAGUAUCAUUACUAUUAUUUAAUAUUAAAUUAAGUGAUGCGGCUCCCCGACCAUUUGUCGAACUGGACUUCGAUGGCCAAGACAUGUCCAAAUCGGACAUAAAGAUGCAAAAAGUAGAUCAAGAUUGCGAUGACGACGGUUCGCCACAAAAUUAUGCCGCUCCUGAUGAGUGUGCGGACAUGAAAAUGCCCAAACAGAUCCAGGAGAUACCCCAGGAUACGCUGGUCAAGUUACUCAAACGGGAAAACGAAACCGGAACUACCGAAUAUCUCACAGAAAUCAUACCCACACAGGUGUGCACAGAGAUCAUUAAUAUGGAACCGCUAACCUCCGAAACGAUUGAAACAAUUACGGUUCUCGAUACUGGUGACGACUCCGACUCCCUGACCACUACUCCCCGUAAUGUCAAGCCAAGAUCAAUGAACGAUGACGUCAAUAGUGAUGGUAAUGGCAAUGGCCAGGGUAUGUUCACUUGGGAACCGGAAGUAUCGACUCCGGCGGAAGACGAAGAGUGUGAAGAUGAAGGACCGUACGAUACGCCGCCACACUUAGGCGAACCAGGCUUUCAUCCACCGCAUGAGGUGCAGCCAUACGCUGCUGCCGGCGGACAACUAGGCGAUUGUCUUCCUCAACCCCCACCCGAUUGUGAUUCUCUUCCUCCUCCUCCUCCUCCUUCUCCUCUUCUUCCUCCUCCUCCUCCUUUUGCUCCCCGUUCUCUACAACCAUCGCAAAAGCCACUUAUGAAAUACCCCACUAAAGGGCGUAAGUAUAAGACGGUUACGCGAAAGAGGAUUUGGAUGCAAAGGCGCCGCAAGAUUCGCCGAAAAAUCAAUCGACCGGUUUUGAUAAUCACCCGAAAGCUGGUCAAAGAGAAAAUGAUAUUCGAAAGAAUUGUACCGAAGAUCAUCGAAACCCGUGAAAUCGUCGACAGAAAGGAAGUGAAAGAGUUGAUAGAAGAAGGACCAAAGGAACAGUUGGGUGAUGUCGAUGGCGAUGACGACGGAGCCGGUCUUGAAGGUGACGGCGUUGAGGAUGUCUACGAGUGCGACACCGGUGCUGUUCAACCGCCAUCCAACUACAAUCAGCCCCCGCCAGCUAUUGGACCUCCCGAUGCUCCCGUUCAGCCAAGAAGUCUUUCCCCAGAUCCCGGUUGCGAUAACCAGCAAAACCAAUACUAUAGCCAAUAUGGAGAUCCUGCAAAGGUAGCUGCUCAGCCAGCACAACAACCACCACCAGGUGCCAAAAAUGGUAAAGGAGCAGCGGCAGCGGCACCAGUAGCGGACAGUGGGGCGUCGGCGUCCACCACCGAAGAGUCCGCUGCUUCGUCAGCAGCUGAAGAGUCCAGUCCUUCGUCAGCAGCCGAGGAGUCCACUGCUUCGACAGCAGCUGAAGAGUCACCGGAGGACAAACCUCUAAAGGCUCAAGCGCCGGCAGCUAAAGCAAAGAUAACUAAACCACCGAAAGGCAAAAAGGGUUGAUUGUGUUGUUUAGUAGUGUUUUGAUUAAAUGUAAUGAUAGUACAUAAUAAUAAUAAUAAUAAUAAUAAUAA
Molecule: messenger RNA, 1761 nt
Organism: Oppia nitens
Lineage: Eukaryota; Metazoa; Arthropoda; Arachnida; Sarcoptiformes; Oppiidae
Product: proline-, glutamic acid- and leucine-rich protein 1-like
Exons: 5
Coding region: 185-1690 (501 amino acids)
Source: RefSeq, a predicted model, not a curated record